Peronospora belbahrii is the source of this 1470-nucleotide messenger RNA. NCBI's taxonomy places the organism in Eukaryota, Oomycota, Peronosporomycetes, Peronosporales, Peronosporaceae. The record is from the annotation of a GenBank genome assembly.
AUGGUCAAUUGUAAAGGCGUCGUGAUCUCACAAAAGCACAUUGGAAACCAAGAAGUCUGUCGCUAUUGUAGAACGCAAGUCUGUAUCAAAUGCUACGCCCAGGCAAGGAAUACAAGGUUGGUACGGUUAUCAGAGCAUGUUCACCAUCAACACACGUGCAUGUCGUGUGUUCGGUUGUACCCAGAGGCGAAAAACUUGGAGUCUCCACCACGACAGCAUCGUCUUCGGCUGAAUUCAGUUCCUAUUGCAAACGAAUCUCGUAUGAAUUCAAUUUCAAACCAACCAAGAGAUUGCAAUAAACGGGGUAGCCGCCCAAAACCAAGCACAGGGAGUUUAGCGAGUGGAAACACACCAAAUCAAUGGUCGGCUGCGAAUGUUACGAGGAUGUCAAGUCAAACAGACGUAACGGGGGGACUGACUGCAGAUCUGCUUCGUCGUCAUACAUCAGCACUUCCACCAGUAUCGUGGUUGGCCGACUUUACGAAACAAUCGUCGAAGCCAUCUAGGGCGGUCAAACAAUUGUUACGAGUCAAUGCGACAGAACCACAAACUACUAAACGACAUUCUAAAGCGACAGAACUGCAUGCGCUAAGAAGAGAAGUUCCGACGUCAUACUCGUGCGAUUUCACACAAAAAUAUCCAGUCAUGGUUGUUCACAACGGUAUUUCGACUUCGCCAAAGGAAGCGAAGCAUUCAAUGACAGAUCUGAGAAGCGUUUCGAAGUCGCAAUCGUGUGAUCUUACAGGUGACAAACCAUCGAACAAGCAGAACGGCAUAAAGCCUUCGACUGUUGGUCUGCGGCGUACCGAGCACACGAUAAACAUACCGGGGCCAACAAUGCGAGGACGACGCGCGUCAGUAGCUUAUCCAUCCAAUAGUUCUCCCACACGAGCCUCUUUGAAGCACUACGCUGUCAUGGCCGCAAAGCGUGGAUCAGCUCAACGCGAUUCAAAGCGCUGCGAUGACUAUCUUCAGGAAAAGAAGAAGCAGUCGCACGAACCGAAGACUACGAAAAACGUUUUGAGUGCAGGCAGCGACAACAUUCUCACGAGCAAGAAGACCGGUGCUCCAUUAAUUGAUUUCCACCUUUCGACUGUGGGUCUUCGACCGCGAUCCCGCCGCCAUACAACGGCGGGAGCAUUGACCCAGAACAUGAAACCUAUGAAACAUGGGAACCAAGAACCUGUCGCUGAGGAGGUGGACAUUCACGAUGACGAUAGGUUUGCUCGCUUUCGACAGAAAAAGAAGGCCGAGGUGAUCGACUUUCAUUUGUCAAGGUUUAAUCUGACGUCGCGAAGAUUGAUGGCUGAGGCUGAAUCAGCAUCUGACAAUGUCAAAGUUGGUCAUCGUGAUAAGGAGAAGCAGGUAACAACAGUUCCGGCUACCCUGGAACAAAUGACUUCGAAGCACUUGAAAAAUGAACCAUGUGACUUGGCUUAUUUGGAGAAAUUCAGGUCGUUGACGCUGUAA